AUGUGGACCAGAUUCGCGCUCGCUGCGCUCAGCUAUCAGGCCUUUGUGGAAGCACAGAAUACCACGACAGCUGAUGGCAUUCUCACGGCUUCACAGAUUGCGGCUGCCAUCAACAGCACCGGAUUCGUUCCGCCGGAAUUGAUCGACCUUGCUGCCAACUUUCUGAUCAGCGCCGCAAAUUCUACCAGAGCAGCAAUUGAUUCUGCAUUGGAAAAUAAUCCCGUGUCUGCAAAGCGUGAUGAUCCUGAGCUCUACUACUCUUAUGGCCGAUCGCCACCAGUCUAUCCUUCCCCUGAGGGACGCGGUGAUGGCAAUUGGACAGAAGCCUACGAAAAGGCUCGAGAUACCGUCUCUCAAAUGACUGAUGCUGAGAAGAACAAUAUCACCAUUCCCUCCUCGGAUACUCGUGGCUGCACUGGCUUCACUGGAACUGUCGAACGUCUAGGAUUUCCGGGCAUCUGUCUCAAUGACGGACCUUCGGGCUUUCGAGGAGAAAGCAAUGGUACUUCGACAGGCUUUCCGGCGCAGAUUCACAUCGGCGCUAGCUGGGACCGAAAUCUUGCCUACCAACGAGCGAAACAGCUGGGAAUCGAAUUCAAGGCGAAAGGCGUGAACGUCUUCUUGGGUCCAGUGGAAGGCUUCUCCAGCGAUCCAUAUUUAGCUGGUCAACUUGUCGACCCGGCCAUUCGAGGUCUGCAGGAGAAUGUCAUCGCCAGUGUUAAGCACUUCAUUGCUAAUGAACAAGAAACGAAUCGCAACCCCUUCGUGCAAGGGCUCCUAGCUCCUUUGGGCCUCAAUCUUAAUGUCUCUCUGUCUUCGAAUGUGGACGAUCGUCCAAUGCACGAACUGUACCUCUGGCCUUUCUACGAUGCUGUCCGCGCUGGCGCAGGCAGCGUCAUGUGCAGCUACCAAAAUAUCAAUGGCUCCUACGGCUGCCAAAACAGCAAAACCAUGAACGGGCUUUUGAAAACUGAGCUGGGCUUCCGUGGCUUUGUGUUGAGUGACUGGUAUGCGCAGCAUACCGGCAUUGCGUCUGCGAACGCAGGAAUGGACAUGGUCAUGCCUACCGAUAUCUACUGGGGCGAUGAGACUCUGGCCAAAGCCGUAGACAAUGGUACCGUAAACGCGACCAGACUGGAUGACAUGGCUACUAGGAUUCUCGCAACCUGGCAUCGCUUCGCCGAGCUGGAGGAACCUGGCACGGAAGAAUUCGAGAAUACUACUGUCAGCGACGAGGAAUCGACACGAGUGGCCUUCCAAGCCGCUGUGGAUGGACAUGUCCUCAUCAAGAACGUCAACAACGCGUUGCCGCUCAACAGACCUGCGGCAUUGAAUGUGUUCGGCUGGGAUGCUGUCGGCGGGCUCAACACCUCGGCACUGAACCCACAGCUUUGGGGCGUAUCUGUUCAGAAUGCACUCAAAUACACCAACGGGGAUGACUUCAAUGAGCUUGUGUACAUUCAGCUUGCUGGCUCGAUCUCUCCUGCUGGCACCUCAGUGCCUGAAGUGGCGUUCAAUGGAACACUUAUUACUGGAGGCGGCAGUGGUGGCAUCCAUCCGGUCUUCACCAUCGCUCCCUACGACGCUCUCUUAUCUCAGUCGCUUGAAGACGACACCACUUUGCACACAGAUUUCACCGAUAACAACACCCCGACUGUGGAAGACCCCAACGCUCCUUGCCUAGUCAUCAUCAACUCCUUCGCUUCAGAAGCCGCAGACCGCGCAACUCUAGCCGACGAGUACUCUGACACCCUCGUCACAAAUGUCGCCAAUCAAUGCGCCAACACAAUCGUCGUAAUCCACCACGCCGGCACACGUCUCGUAGAUCGCUGGAUCGACCACGAAAACGUCACAGCCGCAAUCUUCGCUCACCUCCCCGGCCAAGCAUCCGGCCAAGCCCUCACCGAAAUCCUCUACGGCCGCCAAUCUCCUAGCGGUCGCCUCCCAUACACCGUCGCUCGUGCCGAAUCCGACUACGGCGCCCUACUUCGCCCAGACCUCCCCACACUAGAAGACCCGCAAUAUUCCCAAUCCAACUUCUCCGAAGGCGUCUUCAUCGACUACCGCCACUUCAUCCGCGAAAACAUCGAACCUCGCUUCGCUUUCGGCUACGGCCUCACAUACUCCUCUUUCAACUACUCCAACCUCGAAAUCAACCUCUCAUCCUCCGCAAACAAAGCCCUCCUACCAUCCGACGCCCUCUCCCCAGAAACUGUCGCUCCUGAAGGAGGUCUCAAUUCUUUAUACGAAAUCAUCGCCACAGUCUCUAUUUCCGUCGCAAAUGUGGGUGAGGUCGCCGCUGCGGAAGUCGCGCAGCUUUAUUUGGGAAUUCCGAACAGUGAUGUGGAGAGACAAUUACGUGGAUUUGAUAAGAAGUUGAUUCGGCCGGGGGAGUUUGCGAACUAUGAGUUUGCGUUGAGGAGGAGGGAUUUGAGUGUUUGGGAUGUGGUCAGUCAGAAUUGGGAGAUGCAGGAGGGGGAGUAUAGGGUUUUGGUGGGGAAGAGUGUUUUGGAUACGCAGUUGGAGGGCACGUUUAGGUUGAGUGGGGAGGUUAAUGUUGUUGAUGGCGGGGCGGUUUCUGGUGAUGGUGGUGGUGGUGGUGGUGGUGGGGACCAGCCUAGUGAGGGUGUGAGGUUGGGUGGUUUGACGCCAUGGACAGUGGUCGCUGGUAUGGUGGGUUGGGCGGUUGCGCUGUGUAUAUCUUGAGAUGAGAACAUAUAUGUGAAGCAGAUGUACACCAAGAAGAAUAUUGGUUGUCAAGGAAGCAGACACAGAUCAUAGAAUUGAAGCAGACUUUUUCCCAC
Messenger RNA from Cercospora beticola, 2804 nucleotides. Its product is annotated as beta-glucosidase. The record is from RefSeq and is a predicted model, not a curated record. Gene Ontology annotation, molecular function: beta-glucosidase activity. Gene Ontology annotation, biological process: glucan catabolic process. NCBI's taxonomy places the organism in Eukaryota, Fungi, Ascomycota, Dothideomycetes, Mycosphaerellales, Mycosphaerellaceae.